Messenger RNA from Phymastichus coffea, 2674 nucleotides. Its product is annotated as soluble guanylate cyclase 89Db-like. Gene Ontology annotation, cellular component: guanylate cyclase complex, soluble. The record is from RefSeq and is a predicted model, not a curated record. Gene Ontology annotation, molecular function: oxygen sensor activity; guanylate cyclase activity; heme binding. Gene Ontology annotation, biological process: nitric oxide-cGMP-mediated signaling; response to oxygen levels; cGMP biosynthetic process. The transcript is spliced from 15 exons. The coding region runs from base 142 to 2370 and encodes 742 amino acids. Lineage: Eukaryota; Metazoa; Arthropoda; Insecta; Hymenoptera; Eulophidae.
GCGGAUCUCGACACACUACUAUAGCGCCAUGUAGGUGUGUGGUGCCCAUUGUCCAGCAGGGCCUCGGCGCUACUGUCUUCAUUGCUACCACCAAGAGUCGCUGUAAAAACAAACAUAUACCAAAAGACUGAUUGUAUUCAUAUGAGAGUGGCCGAGGCAUGCGCCGUCGCGCGCAGCUGCAAAGGUGCGCUGACUGCGCAGCAUUGCUCCAGAAGCGCCAGCUUGACUUGGAGGCUACAGUUCGUUUUCGACUGCCCGUCGUUGUUCGCGCAAUACUCCCGUGCAAGUGCGUCCGAGCAAAAUUCCAAUAACAUUCGUAUUGUCAACGUCGAGGAGCGGCUAUUGUUGGCACGAACCAGUCCGUCGAACGCGUGCGCACUGCAGUACGGAGAAAACCUAUGGCUGGACAUGCUGGACAGGGCAGGGGCCAAGCACGCCGUCUUCAAUACUCGGCAGAUCUAUCCGGACGACUUGAUGACAAAAUUAGCCGCGGCGCUCGCCGCGCACACGUGCGAGACGGUCGACAGCGUUAUGCAAUACUUUGGCAAGUGCUUCGUGCGCUUCUUCAAUAAUCUCGGGUACGGAUACACGGUGAAAGCGACGGGUCGCUACUUCUGCGACUUUCUGCAGAGCGUCGACAACAUCCACAUGCAGAUGCGCUUCGCUUAUCCGAAAAUGAAGAGCCCCUCGAUGUACCUGACCCAGGUCGACCGGGAGGGAGUGGUGCUCGUCUACCGGAGCACGAGGCAAGGCUUCACUCACUACUUCAUGGGACAACUCUACCAGAUAGCCGAGGAGCUUUACGAGACCGCGCUAGGCAUCCGAGUGCUCGAGAGCUCCAACAGCAUCCCGGGCACGAGAAGCGUGAUGGUCAAGUUUCGCAUCGACUUCGACAACAGCAAUUACGUGGCGAAAAACGACAGAAUUCAGAGGCCGGUCGGGCGCGAGCUGCCGCCAGUCUCGUGCUCGCUGCUCCUCGGCCUGUUCCCGUUCGCCGUGGUGCUCGACCGGGACAUGCGCAUCGUGGACGCCGGCGACAAACUGCUGCAGGCUUGGGCCGGUGGCUCGACCCUGUCGGGCAAGCAGGCGCCCGACGUGUUCAAGCUUCGCCGACCCAAGGGCGUCUCCUUCACCUGGGACAACGUGAUGGACCUGCGCUCGGUGACUUUCGAGUUGGAGCUGAUCAAGUGCGCGGAGCCGGAGAGGGUCAAUGGCGUCGACGGGGCCGACGGUACCGACGGGGCCAACGGGGCCGACGGGGCCGACGGGGCCGACGGGGCCGAGCGCGUGGUGGAGGAGCAGGGCCCAGCCGGCGAGCGCUCGGCGUUGGAUCGGCGUGGCAGCCAGGGCGCGCGCAACCUGCUGUUCAAGGGCCAGAUGCGCUACAUCGACGACAUCGACGCCAUCAUCUUCCUCUGCAGCCCCCUGAUCGACAGUCUGGCAGAGCUGCCGAGCAUGGGCCUCUACCUGAACGACCUCAACCCGCACGGCCUCAGCCGAGAACUGGUGCUCGCCGGCUGGCAGCACUGCAGCAGGCUCGAGAUCAUGUUCGACAAAGCGGAGCUGCGCUCCAUGGAGCUGGAGCAGAGCUACGCGCUGCUCGACCGCUGGAAGAUCAAAACCGACGAGCUGCUGUACUCGAUGAUUCCGCGGAGCGUGGCCGACCGGCUGCGGGCCGGCGCCGGUCCGCUGAGCACUUGCCAGUCGUUCGAGUCCAUAUCUGUCUUGUUCUGCGAGCUCUGCGACUUGAACUACUCGACGAUCGAGGACGUGAUGGACAUCGUGACGUCGAUGAACGCCGUUUACUCCUGCUUCGACAGCCUCAUGGACCAGUUCAACGUGUACAAGGUAGAGACGGUGGGCCGCGUCUACAUGGCGGCCAGCGGGGCUCCCGAUCGAGCGGACGAUCACGCGGUCAACGUGGCCGACGUCGCCCUGCAGCUCGUCUCGCAAGUUCGCUCGCUGUCGCUGCCCUCGGCACGGGACAUUCAAGUUCGCAUCGGUCUGCACUCGGGGCCCGCGGUCGCCGGCGUCGUGGGCAUCAAAGUGCCGAGAUACUGCUUCUUCGGCGACACCGUCAACACCGCUUCUAGGAUGCAAACUACUAGCCUGCCGGGCAGAGUGCACAUAUCGCCCAGCAUCAAGGCCCUCCUGCCGGAGGAUCGUUACGUUAUCGAGCCCCGAGGUGUGGUUUCUGUCAAGGGCAAAGGCAACAUGGAAACGUUCUGGCUUUACCCGGGCAGCGGCACUCGACGCGCCUCGCUUCAGUCGGGAUCGGCCGCUCGGCCGACCACGCUGGAGCUUCCACAGCUACGCCAGCCGGCAGGCCCCGUCGACCGCGAUGCGACGUCGGCACAGCCGCGUGAAUAAUUGCACGUCACACGUUCUCGCAUCAAUUCUUAUUCAGCACAUAUUAUUCUUAUUUACAAUAUUCGAGAGUACAAACACUAAAAAUAAAUAAUCUUCAUGCGUGUACGCGUGUGCGUUUCGUGUAUGUGUAUAUAUACAUCAUUCGGUCACUCGAAGAACGGAAUCAAGCGACGGCGGCGUGGCAGUAGACCUUAGGCGGAGUCAGAGGGGCAUGACGGGUGGAUCCGAGCAGUAGCAGGCGUCCUCGGUGUUGCGCGUGAUCCAGGAGACGACGCCUGCGAAGCGGAAGCGAGAAGCGUGAGCG